Molecule: messenger RNA, 1572 nt
Organism: Coffea arabica (coffee)
Lineage: Eukaryota; Viridiplantae; Streptophyta; Magnoliopsida; Gentianales; Rubiaceae
Product: 3-ketoacyl-CoA synthase 11-like
Biological process (GO): fatty acid biosynthetic process
Cellular component (GO): membrane
Molecular function (GO): acyltransferase activity, transferring groups other than amino-acyl groups
Source: RefSeq, a predicted model, not a curated record
AUGGGGGAGGAUCAAAAGAGGGUCUUGAAAUCCGAAACAGGAAAUGUUUCGGUCGAGCCUUUAGCUGAUGAAAAGGAAAACAAUGAGCUUCCCAAUUUUCUGUCAUCCAUUAGGCUUAAAUAUGUGAAGCUUGGCUACCAUUAUUUGAUCUCCAAUGCUCUGUACCUAAUGUUAAUCCCUCUAUUGGGAGUUCUUUCAGUUCAUCUUUCGACUGUUUCGGUCAUUGAUUUAGUACUGUUAUGGGAGCAGCUUAGGUUGAAUCUAGUGUCAGUAGUUUUGUGCUCAACCCUUAUGGUUUUCCUAUGUACUCUUUAUUUCAUGACUAGGCCUAGGAAAGUUUACCUGGUUGAUUUUGCAUGUUACAAGCCUGGACCUGAACUUUUGGUAUCUAGAGAGAUUUUCAUAGAGCAUGCAAAGCAAUAUGGUAUAUUUAGUGCAGAAACUUUGACCUUUGUGAAGAAAAUUUUUGAAAGGUCAGGGUUGGGCCAGAAGACAUAUUUACCAGAAUCAUUCUUCAAAAUUCCACCAAAUCCAUGCAUGGCCGAUGCGAGGAAGGAAGCUGAAAUGGUGAUGUUUGGUGCUAUUGAUCAACUCUUGGCAAAGACUGGAGUCAAGGCUAAAGAUAUUGGGAUUCUUGUGGUGAACUGCAGCUUGUUUUGUCCAACACCAUCUCUUUCUGCUAUGAUUGUCAACCAUUACAAGCUUAGAGGCAACAUCCUGAGCUACAACCUUGGAGGCAUGGGCUGCAGUGCUGGAGUUAUCUCAAUAGAUUUUGCCAAGCAACUUUUGCAGGUGCAUCCAAACUCAUAUGCCCUAGUGGUGAGCAUGGAAAAUUUGAGCCUCAGUGGCUACACGGGGAACCACAAACCAAUGCUGGUUACCAAUUGCCUCUUCCGACUUGGAGGGGCAGCAAUUCUGCUGUCAAACAACUCAUCUGAUAGCCGUCGUUCAAAAUAUCAAUUGAUUCACUCUAUACGUAUCCACAGGGGUGCAGAUGACAAAAGCUAUUGUUGUGUGAUGCAAGAAGAAGAUGAAAACAUGAAUGUAGGAGUAGCCUUGUCUAAAGAUCUUAUGGCUGUUGCUGGAGAUGCCUUGAAGACAAAUAUUACGACACUGGGGCCAUUAGUUCUUCCUUUGUCUGAGCAAAUUCUGUUUUUUGUUACCUUAGUCGCAAGAAAGGUUUUGAACAUGAAAAUCAAGCCAUAUAUUCCAGAUUUUAAACUUGCAUUCGAGCAUUUUUGCAUUCAUGCAGGGGGGAGAGCAGUUUUAGAUGAACUCGAGAAGAAUCUAAGUCUUACUGAAUGGGAUAUGGAGCCAUCAAGAAUGACACUUUACAGGUUUGGCAACACAUCUAGCAGUUCAUUGUGGUAUGAACUGGCUUAUUCUGAGUCCAAGGGGAGGAUCAGAAAGGGGGAUAGGACAUGGCAGAUUGCAUUUGGCUCAGGAUUCAAAUGUAACAGUGCCGUUUGGCGUGCAUUGAAGACAAUUGAUCCAGCUAAAGAAAAGAAUCCUUGGACAGAUGAAAUUGAUGACUUUCCUGUUCAAGUUUCUCGGGUGGCAACAAUUAAUUAG